This is a messenger RNA of Nicotiana tabacum (common tobacco), 1604 nucleotides long. Its product is annotated as AT-hook motif nuclear-localized protein 10-like. The record is from RefSeq and is a predicted model, not a curated record. Gene Ontology annotation, molecular function: minor groove of adenine-thymine-rich DNA binding. NCBI's taxonomy places the organism in Eukaryota, Viridiplantae, Streptophyta, Magnoliopsida, Solanales, Solanaceae.
UUCUUUCCUCAUUUUGUACUCUCUCACUCCACAGUAGUAGGUAUUCAGUGCACAGAAACAGUACCUUCCCCCACCCCCCUCGAUUACAUUUUUUGAAAACUCCCUUUUUCACCAGAAUAAUUCUGUGUUCCAUGGAUUCCCAAGAAUCACAAGCGGGUCACCACCAAAAUCAACAUCAUCAUCAAUCCCCACACCCCCAUCUUCAUUCUUUCCCUCAACACCACCAAAGCCAACACCACCACCAACAACAAGCACCGCCACUUGGCCAUCCUAUGAUGAUGGCACGACCCCAACAACAACAUCAACCCCAACAACACCCACAACAUCAACAUCCACAACAUCAACAACAACAGCACCCACAGCAGCAGCAACAAGCCAACUCCUAUGCUGUAUCCAACAAUGUUCCAACACAUAACAACAACAAUUCUUCUGUCAUGAUGCAACAGCUUCAACACCAGCAGCACCAGCACCAGAACCAGCAACAGAAUUCUGGGUUCCCCUUUAAUUCAGCGGUGAAUACUGCUUCUGCUUCUGCAGUCCAACAACCCAAUCUUGAUUACUCAGAUGCAUCAUCUCCUAGGGCAGCUACUACUGGGUUCAGCAUUGAGCCUGCCAGGAAGAAAAGGGGCCGACCCAGAAAGUAUUCUCCUGAUGGUAACAUCGCUUUGGGUCUCUCUCCUACUCCUGUUACCCCUAUUUCUUCUGUGGUGCCGACGAAUACAGAUUCUGGGGGUGGUGGUGAUGUGGAGGGUACAUCUUCAGAGAACCCGUCCAAAAAGGCCCGAGGAAGGCCUCCUAGUUCUUCAAAAAAACAGCUUGAUGCUUUAGGUGCAGCUGGAGUCGGCUUUACGCCCCAUGUGAUCACAGUGAAUGUUGGGGAGGACAUAGCAUCAAAAAUAAUCGCCUUCUCCCAGCAGGGGCCACGUACAGUUUGUAUACUAUCUGCAAAUGGAGCCAUCUGUAACGUCACCCUUCGCCAACCAGCAAUGGGAGGUGGCACUGUGUCCUACGAGGGCCGAUUUGAAAUCAUCUCCUUGUCAGGUUCCUUCCUGCAGUCGGAAAGUAAUGACAGCAGCAGAGCAAGUGGUCUAAGCGUGUCACUGGCUGGUUCAGAUGGUAGAGUAUUGGGUGGUGGAGUUGCAGGAAUGCUUAUGGCUGCCACACCCGUGCAGGUAAUUGUAGGUAGCUUCAUUGCAGAAGGGAAAAAGCCAAAGUCUAAGGCACCAUCUUCGACACCACCAUCCAAUAUGUUGAAUUUUGGUGCUCCAGUCACAGAAACGAGCCCUCCUUCUCAAGGUGCCUCAAGUGACUCAUCUGAUGAAAAUGGCAAUAGUCCUUUCCACCAUGAACCAGGACCCUUUGGUAAUGCUGGCCAACCUAUGCAUGGUAUGUCUNCAAUAUUUUUCCUUUUGGUGGCGAUAGCUCAGUUGCAGAGCCAAAGCCAGGCACCAAGCAGGGUUGAGCCCGAUCCGCCCCGAGAAGUCACCUGCAGAACUGAGCCGGUCGCUGUAAGGUCGAAUGAACAAGAAUCGGGCCCUAACCCCGAAAUUAUAAAGAUGCUUGAUGAGCUGACAAAGCGGAUAGAAUCAGGGGAAAAAAAUUGA